Messenger RNA from Triticum dicoccoides, 705 nucleotides. RefSeq lists its product as uncharacterized. Gene Ontology annotation, biological process: protein ubiquitination. Gene Ontology annotation, molecular function: ubiquitin protein ligase activity. The transcript has a single exon. NCBI's taxonomy places the organism in Eukaryota, Viridiplantae, Streptophyta, Magnoliopsida, Poales, Poaceae. The record is from RefSeq and is a predicted model, not a curated record. The coding region runs from base 1 to 705 and encodes 234 amino acids.
AUGUCGAAUCACGCCGUCGCCGCUGCCGCCGCUGCUGGCCUAUUGGUCAUGCGCAGUGUCGAGGCGACCUCCAGCUGGUUCUCCGUUGAUCCCGCGCCGCCCGACGCUGGGUACCAGUUCGCGGUGUUCGUGAAGUGCUACGUGAAGCGGUCCCUGGAGUUCCGCGGACGCGGCCAGCCCCCGAUCGUGAGGCAACAGCAGUACAUCGGUCCAAGCAACGGCUCCGCCAUGAAGUUCCUCGUCAGAGACCUCUCCGCGCUCCAGAGCGACGGUGCCUGCCGCUGGGCGCUCCGCAGGAUGCUGGCGAGAAUGCCCCAGCUCCGGGUGCUCCGCCUCGCCGACGACGAGUGGGACCGCGUCGUACCCUCGAACGUGGUGCCGCAGAUCGUCCGCGUGGCGUGCAGCGACCGCGCCACCCGUGGCUUCACCUUCCGCUUCGUCAUGGAGGUGGACCGGCAGUUCAUACAUGAUGAGCAGGCUCUCCUGAUGGCGUGCAAGGAGAGGGACCUGGGCGGCAGCGACAAGCCCGACAACUGCCCGAUCUGCUUGGAGGGACUGGAUGGAGAGCCCGCCGUGCAGCCGCCGAGGUGCCCGCACGCGUUCCACCGCCGGUGCAUUUUCAGGUGGUUCUGCCAGGCGACGACGUGCCCGAUUUGCCGCAGCGACGUGAGGAUCUGUGCCCUGCCGGAGUUUCUUGCUCUCUAG